Messenger RNA from Metarhizium robertsii ARSEF 23, 1482 nucleotides. RefSeq lists its product as uncharacterized. The transcript has a single exon. NCBI's taxonomy places the organism in Eukaryota, Fungi, Ascomycota, Sordariomycetes, Hypocreales, Clavicipitaceae. Bases 1 to 1482 code for a protein of 493 amino acids. The record is from RefSeq and is a predicted model, not a curated record.
AUGCGUCUCUCAUGGGGACUCGUCCUGGGUCUGGGCCUCGGCGCCAGCGCAGGUCGAAUUGCUCCUCGCCAGAAUGACGCGAGUACUACUGGACCAUCUCCGGCAGCAUCGUCAAUAGGCGGCGGUAGUGAACCAACCACCCCCCCAAGCACCAGCAGCAGCAGUAGUAGCAGCAGCAGCAGUAUCAGCACCCCCUCCUCUUCAGCUGGGGGCGGUGACACCACUGUUUUUGUAACUGCUACUGUUACCAGUGCAGGCGGUGGCAGCACUGUCAGCGAGACGACUACUGUUACUGCUAGUUCUGUCACAACCGUUACCAUCACGACGACGGACAUUGCUACUACGACCAUCACUAUGACCGAUGGUGAAACCUCUACCAGGACGGUCUUUGUUACAUCUACGCAAACUGUCAACAUGAAGCGCCGCAGCGUAGGGAACGUUUUGCAAUUUAACGGCAAUGGACCUGCUCAUGUUGACGCCCAGCCUACUGCUGCUACCACUGCUACUGGCAUACCGAGCAGAGACCUGAGUCCGGAGAGAAUUGGAAUCGAGAAGCGUGCUGUCGUCACUUCUACAGUUACCGUGACUGUCGGUGGUGGAGGUAGCGCUACAACUGUUACCCAGACCGUCACUAAGAAUGUCAGGUCUACCACGACUACCGUUGUUCAUACGACAUCCUUGGUUACUGAGACCUUCCAAGCCAACGCUAAGACGACCGUCACAGUAACCAGCACUAUUGUCACCAAACUUACUGUUGUCUCUACUGGUGUUGUUGAGUCAACUUCUACCCCUACCAACAGCCCAAAUCCCCCCAACAACGACGACAAUAAUGGCGGACUCUCCACGGGUGCCAAAGCCGGUAUUGGUGUCGGAGCUGGUGUCGCUGGCCUGGCCAUCAUCGGCGCUCUUCUAUGGUUCUUCACCAGACGUCGCCGUAGUCCCAAGCCUGAUCCAGAUGAUUUGCUUGGACCUUCCUCUGAGGUUCCCGUUGGCGCUGGCGGCUCACGCCCCAUGUCUGAAGGAUUGGCGUCUACCCCAGGUUCUGUCCCUCGCCGAAGUCCAGUUCUGCCCAAUGUUCAGCCCGAGGGUUAUCGUGGAACAGCCAAGGGAGAUGGCCGUGCCGGAUACGCCAAACCUGAACCGUACGGCGCGGCAUAUGCCCCUACCCGAUCCACCACUAACAGCUCAUACCCCCCUCGGAGCGGCACUCUGUCUCCUGGCGACCAACUGCCACGACAUCCCACCCCUGAUACAACAACGGUGGCUUCAGUAAGCCCUCUCUCAGCCAGACCACAAACAGCUGAACUGGGCAACGAUGGAGCUGGUGCUAGAUGGCACACGAGUGAGGCUGCCGAGAUGGCCUCGGACAAUCCGGCCGCCGCCAAGUGGCACAGUGAUAACGCCCAUGAGAUUGACAGCCAUGCUGUCAUGAGCCACCAGAGCGGGCCUGUGUAUGAGAUGCCAACGGAACACUUCAAAUAG